AUUCACACACUUAUUCUAUCAUCUGAAGAAUAGAUGAUCGAUUAUUCAAUACAUCUUUUUAGUGUUGUGAAAUGACGCGUUUUCCAUUAUUGGACUCAGUAACUAGUUGGAUUACAGUAGUUGUGUAGCCAUUUAACUGGUGGAGUUAUUAUUACAGAACUGGUCAAACUGGUGCUGUAAGUAUGACACAACUGAUAUGAAAACUCCUCAAACACGUUUAGGAACUGGAAGCAGUGUAAUAUCAGAGACUGUUCCCUCGGUCACUCACUGCAAAGGAUCUGCAGAGUUUCAGUGUUAAUGUGCAUAACACCUUUAACUGGACAUUAGAGACACGAUGACACGCUUUACUCAAAAAUGUCUCUGGUGGAUUUGGGAAAGAAGCUCCUGGAAGCGGCUCGCUCCGGUCAGGAUGACGAGGUCCGGAUCCUGAUGGCCAACGGAGCUCCGUUCACCACAGACUGGCAGCUGGGCACGUCUCCUCUACACCUGUCGGCUCAGUUCGGUCAUUACUCCACCACUGAGGUCCUUCUGCGCGCCGGAGUGAGUCGAGACGCCCGGACGAAAGUGGACCGGACGCCGCUGCACAUGGCGGCCGCUGAGGGUCACGCGCGCAUCGUGGAGCUGCUGCUCAAGCACGGUGCGGAUGUGAACGCGAGGGACAUGCUGAAGAUGAGCGCGCUGCACUGGGCCGUGGAGCACCGACACACACACGCCGUGGAGCUGCUGCUGCGCUUCGGGGCCGAUGUUCACGCGCAGAGCAAGUUCUGCAAGAACCCACUGGACAUCGCGCUGGACAACAGCUGCCUGGAGCUGGCCGAAGUCCUGCAGGUGGCGAUGCAGAACCAGAUCAACACAAACCCCGAGAGUCCCGAGACUCUGACCAUACACACGUCCACUCCGCAGUUCAUCAUCGGGCCGGGAGGGGUCGUGAACCUCAGCGGGAUCGUCUCGCCGGGACACAGCAGCAAACACACAGAUGAGCUCAUCACUGCGGACACAGUGGACGGGGCCAUUCAGCAGGUCGUGAGCUCUGGAGGUCAGCAGGUCAUCACCAUAGUAACAGACGGCAUUCAGCUGGGCAACCUGCAGACGGGCACGGGCAUCAGCCAGCCCAUAAUAGUCACCAUGCCAGAUGGGCAGCAGGUGCUGACGGUGUCGGACACAGAGGUCGCAGAGGAAACGGUGAUCAGCGACGAACCUUCGUUCAAACGGCAGCGAGUGAAAGAAGAAGACGAGGAUCAGACGAUAGAAACACAGGACAUUCGGAUCCAGCAGACGCUUUCGCUCCAGGACUUCCAGGAGAAAGCGUCUCUUCUGAAGCAGCUGGAGGAGGCGAACCGCGAGGCGCAGAAAUACCGACAGCAGUUCCUGAAGAAGGAGCAGGAGGCCGAAGCGUACCGGCUGAAGCUGGAGGCCAUCACACGGCAGAGCGGGAAGAAACACGCCUAACACACACACACACACUAGACACACUGUGCUUUCUGUGAGCGCAUCAGUGUGUUCAUUAGGGGACGAGCUUUGAGGUCGAGCUUUGUGUCGUGUCCGUUAGUGUUCGCAUCGGUCCUCUUCCUCUUCUGCUCUUGACCCCGUCGAACUGCUUACAGGAAAUGAUGUCAUUUGACAUACAGAUGGAGGACAGUGUCGUCAUUAACUCCCUCUAGCUCCCCCAUUCAUGUUCAUUCUAUUCUAUUAUGCGUUUUCCACCAUUUCGAAUUUUAUAGAAAUAAAAGGAUUAGGUUUAGGGUUCAUGUCAUCACAAGCAUGAACUGAGGACACUAGCGCCAUCUACGGCUCAGGAGAUAUUUUUGCUCUUAAUUUCUGAACGGUAUGCCCAAAAAUCAUAAAGUCUCUUUUAGGUCAGUGCAACACACCGAGUCAAUUAUUGCAUGUCAACUAGUUUAUUUUUGAAUUUUGUCGUAAAAUACUGUAAGUUAGCGUAUCGUUGCUGAACCCGGUGUGUGUGUGUCAUGGCCUGAGGGGACUCAAAAAGUUUUGAAAGAUUAUCUACAAACCAUUCCAGCAAACACAUAUUACAAGUUCAAUGAAAUUGAUAGCAUGAUGCCAAAAUUAUUGAGUGUGUUAUUGUCCUCACACUGACCCACAUCAGUUUGGUCACAGCGCCACCUAUUGGUCAAAAGUCAUAACGAUUAAAUCACAUUGAUUGUAUUUGUGAUUUUUUUCCAGCUAAAAUAAAAAAUCUCUAAUGCCU
Molecule: messenger RNA, 2209 nt
Organism: Pimephales promelas (fathead minnow)
Lineage: Eukaryota; Metazoa; Chordata; Actinopteri; Cypriniformes; Leuciscidae
Gene: gabpb1
Product: GA binding protein transcription factor subunit beta 1
Biological process (GO): positive regulation of transcription by RNA polymerase II
Cellular component (GO): nucleus
Molecular function (GO): protein binding; transcription cis-regulatory region binding
Source: RefSeq, a predicted model, not a curated record